This is a messenger RNA of Oxyura jamaicensis (ruddy duck), 6195 nucleotides long. RefSeq names its product inositol polyphosphate-4-phosphatase type I A (gene INPP4A). Gene Ontology annotation, cellular component: cytoplasm. The transcript has 26 exons. The record is from RefSeq and is a predicted model, not a curated record. Gene Ontology annotation, molecular function: phosphatidylinositol-3,4-bisphosphate 4-phosphatase activity. Bases 431 to 3403 code for a protein of 990 amino acids. NCBI's taxonomy places the organism in Eukaryota, Metazoa, Chordata, Aves, Anseriformes, Anatidae.
CACACGGAGAGGAAGCCCUGAAACUUAAACUCCUCCUGCAGCUCUGCAUCUGCUCUGAGUCACUGCUAUGACUCACGCUGACAGCGUUCACGUUUGCUAGCGUGCAGAUGGAGCAGCUCUGGCAACAGCAGAGGCAGGUUGCAUUACUGAUUACCUGCUGCAGCAGACGCUUGCGCCAAGGUGUUUUUUUACGAGCACAGACGAAACGCAGCAGGCUCUACUGAGCACGGUUAUCCUUCUUGCUUGCUUAAAGAUGUGGACUUAACCGAUGUUAUGACAUGCAAAAUCCCUCUGCACAUGAGGAAAAGAGCCCUCUUCAUGGUAAUGUUAGAGGAAUAGCACUUGGAGACAACCUGCUGCACUCUGCUGCUCCAUAAGACAAACAUCAGUAAAGCCAAGCAGCAAGAAAAGAAGGGUUCUUCAUGAAAAAAUGACAGCAAGAGAACACAGUCCCCGCCAUGGUGCAAAGUCCCGCACUGUGCAACGGGCCUCCACCAUUGAUGUCACCUCAGACAUGGUGGGCCUUUCUCUCGCAGGAAAUAUUCAGGAUCCAGAUGAGCCGAUAUUAGAGUUCAGUUUAGCUUGCAGUGAGCUGUUAACUCCAUCGCUAGACCGAAAACCAAAUAGUUUUGUAGCAGUGAGUGUAACUACACCUCCUCAGGCAUUCUGGACGAAGCAUGCACAGACAGAAAUUAUUGAGGGAACAAGUAAUCCUAUAUUUCUAAGCAGCAUUGCCUUUUUCCAAGACUCUCUUAUCAAUCAAAUGACACAAAUCAAACUCUCCGUGUAUGACGUCAAAGAUAGAUCUCAGGGAACAAUGUAUCUGUUGGGUUCUGGGAUGUUCACUGUAAAAGAGCUACUUCAGGAGAAGAAUCACAGGUUGCACUUAACACUAAGGUCUGCUGAAAGUGACCGUGUAGGUAACAUUACAGUUAUUGGAUGGCAAAUGGAGGAAAAAACUGACCAAAGGCCUCCAGUGACAAGGUCACCUGAUACAAUUAAUGGAAGGACUGUGUUACCAGUUGAUGAAAGUUUAACAGAAUCUUUAGGAAUCAGAUCCAAAUAUGCUUCAUUACGGAAAGAUGCACUACUGAAAUCUGUGUUUGGUGGUGCCAUUUGCCGGAUGUAUCGCUUCCCCACCACCGACGGAAACCACCUGAGAAUCCUGGAGCAAAUGGCUGAGAGCGUGCUGUCGCUGCACAUACCCAGGCAGUUUGUGAAGCUUCUUCUAGAGGAAGAUGCAGCAAGGGUUUGUGAACUAGAAGAACUGGGAGAACUGUCUCCUUGUUGGGAAAGCCUUCGUCGACAGAUAGUAACUCAGUACCAAACGAUUAUUUUAACUUAUCAGGAAAAUUUAACUGACCUGCAUCAGUAUAAAGGUCCUUCAUUUAAAGCCAGUAGCUUGAAAGCUGAUAAAAAAUUGGAAUUUGUUCCCACGAAUUUACAUAUACAGAGAAUGAGAGUCCAGGAUGAUGGAGGAUCAGAUCAAAACUACGACAUAGUCACCAUAGGAGCACCAGCAGCUCACUGUCAAGGCUUUAAAUCAGGUGGUCUGCGGAAAAAGCUUCAUAAAUUUGAAGAGGCAAAGAAACAUUAUGAGGAGUGUUGCACUUCAACAAGUUCCCAGUCUAUAAUAUACAUCCCACAGGACAUUGUUAGAGCAAAGGAAAUUAUUGCACAAAUAAACACCCUGAAAACUCAAGUCAGCUACUAUGCAGAAAGGCUCUCCAGAGCUGCCAAGGACAGAUCAGCUAAUGGCCUUGAAAGAACACUUGCCAUCCUGGCGGAUAAGACCCGGCAACUUGUCACAGUCUGUGACUGCAAAUUGUUGGCAAAUUCAAUACAUGGACUGAAUGCUGCAAGGCCAGAUUAUAUAGCUUCAAAGGCAUCUCCAACCUCUGGAGAAGGGGAACAAGUGAUGCUGAGGAAUGAUCAAGAUACACUUGUGGCCAGAUGGACAGGAAGAAAUAGCCGAUCGUCUCUGCAGGUGGAUUGGCAUGAAGAGGAAUGGGAGAAAGUUUGGUUGAAUGUUGACAAAAGUCUGGAGUGUAUUAUACAGAGAGUGGACAAACUUCUCCAGAAAGAGCGCUUGCAAAGUGACAGCUGUGAAGAUGUUUUCCAGUGUGACAUCAGCUGUACUAGUAAAAAAGGUAAUCGUGACACUCGUGCCUACUGGAUAAAUCCAGAAGAUUUAAAUGAGAGCUCAUCAUCCUCACCACCACCUUCAUCAUCCUCACCACCAUCAUCAUCCUCACCACCACCAUCAUCCACACCAUCCUGUGCAUGCCAUUCUCUCACAAAGACAAAUUGCAGCCCUGCUCCGGAAGAAUCUGGCCCAGGUGAAUGGAGCGAAGCUCUUUAUCCCUUGCUGACAACACUCACAGACUGCGUGGCCAUGAUGAGUGACAAGGCAAAGAAAGCCAUGGUCUUUUUAUUAAUGCAGGACAGUGCCCCAACAAUAGGGCUCUGCCUGAGUCUUCAGUAUCGCAGGGAUGUUGUCUUCUGCCAAACUCUGACAGCUCUCAUUUGUGGUUUCAUUAUCAAGCUGAGGAACUGCCUGCAUGAUGAUGGAUUUCUAAGACAACUCUACACCAUUGGCUUGCUGGCGCAGUUUGAGAGCCUGCUGAGCACUUAUGGUGAGGAGCUGGCAAUGCUGGAGGACAUGAGUUUAGGAAUCAUGGACUUGAGGAAUGUAACCUUUAAAGUAACUCAGGCAACAUCAAGUACAUCUACUGACAUGCUGCCAGUCAUCACUGGAAAUCGUGAUGGAUUUAAUGUGAGGAUCCCCUUGCCAAGCGCCUUGUUUGAUUUACUGCCGCGAGAGAUUCAAAGUGGCAUGUUACUGAGGGUUCAGCCUGUUCUUUUCAAUGUGGGAAUCAAUGAGCAGCAAACCCUAGCAGAGAAGUUUGGAGACACCUCACUGCAAGAAGUAAUUAACAUGGAAAGUUUAGUGCGGUUGAAUUCGUAUUUUGAGCAGUUCAAGGAAGUUUUGCCUGAUGAUUGUCUACCUCGAUCUCGUAGUCAGACGUGCCUGCCUGAACUGUUAAGAUUUCUGGGACAAAAUGUACAUGCAAGGAAAAAUAAGAAUGUCGAUAUCCUUUGGCAAGCUGCUGAGAUUUGCCGCAGACUAAAUGGUGUUCGGUUUACCAGCUGUAAAAGUGCCAAGGAUAGGACUGCCAUGUCGGUCACCCUAGAGCAGUGUUUGAUCCUACAGCAUGAACAUGGAAUGGCCCCACAGGUCUUCACCCAGGCUCUGGAGUGUAUGAGGAGCGAGGGUUGUCGGCGAGAAAAUACAAUGAAGAAUGUUGGAUGUCGCAAGUAUGCGUUUAAUUCCCUGCAACUGAAGGCUUUCCCAAAGUAUUACAGGCCUCCAGAAGGAACUUAUGGAAAAGUUGAAACAUAAGCAUACCAUGUCCUUUAAUUGCUGUUCCAUUAAAACGUGUGGAUACACUCUAGAUUAACACCUGAUUUUGUCAUCCAGAAGAGAUAAAUAACCUUUUUGUACGUUUCACUAGGUUAUACAGAGCAUGUUACUUACCGAAUCGGAAUCCAUAGUAACAGUUAUUCUGACACCUUAGCUUGAGAAUAGUGUGAUGACUGUGCCCAUUUAAAUAGCCUCCAGUGUAUGUCAGAUGAGCAGAUAUCGUACUACUCAGUAAUUACCUAUAUGCAAAGCGCUAGGUACCUCCUGGAUGGGCAAGGACUCUAUGAAUGGCAUUCAGGCAGCUGUUUCACACAACAUCUUUUUAUACUGAGUUGACUUGAGCUGGAGCUUUUCAUAAACUUUUUAAAACAGCGUAAAACUCAAAAGUUGUAAAUAAAAAGGGAUUGGGCCCUAGGCAGUCUAAUAACUGUAGAGUGCAUUGUUACAAUCAAGAAACAGAUGUUAAACUUUUAAAAAUAAUCAGCACAAUAAGAGCCAGGAGAAGAAAUCGUUUCACUGUAUAUAGGAUACCAUCUUGAGAAAUGAAAAUAAUAAUACAUAAAAGGCAUAUGAGGUCUAGUUUCUAACUCUGUCCAAAUUAAGACAAAUUCCUAUCAUUUUCAGCACAAAAGGACUCUAGUAAACAUCUUAACCAGCUUUAAGAAGUGUUUCAAAAACAUGAUGCUUAACCAUUGAUGCCAGCAACAGUUCCCCCAGCUCUUCCCAACUAUAACAUGUUGAGUAUGUCUCAUGGUACUGUAAAUUAAUUAACACAUUUUUUUACCCAUGGCUUUUUAUAAUCGCUUCUGGACUGUAAGCAUUAGUAUGUCAGGGGGUUACAUUUUUUUGACUGAUGUUUUUUUUUUUUCCCGUAUCUGUCAAUUUGAAAAUGCUCAAAGUGCCCAGCACAUCCCCAUUACUCUAUUAAAAAAAAAAUGUUUCUGGUAUUUUAGGAUUGUAAAAAAUAGCUUUGCAUUUUACCUUACUGAACGCUCAGAAUCAUGUGUGGGCAGCAUGACUAUUUUCAGAAUAUUUCUGAAGAAGAUAGCAAUGUCCCAUUUUAAGUCAUGUGCUAGUGCACGAGAACCUCGGAUGUGUUCGAGCCUAAGACUAAGGUGAUCAGUUUGAUAGCAUUUGAUAAAAAAUGUUCAACAGAUCUCCUUGGAAAUCACGUCCCAAAGAAUGCCUUUGAAGAUGAGAUAUACCUUCUUAAAAAGCAGCUAAACAUUAAGUUCCAAAUUUUAACAGGAUUAGAUCAUUCCCAGCUAGCUUCACCCAGCCCACUGUGCCCUCCCCCUCUUGGUUUCUAGAACAGAAAGAUCUGGUCGUUUGUUCUUGUGAGAGUAGCAACAGCCAGGUAAGUAUAUGGCUGGCUUCUUUCUCCCUCGCACUGAUGUUUGUCUGUGCUGUCACUGCUCUAUCAGUCAUGUUCAUUCUGCUCCCAUACAGGUUUGGGGGUUUAAAGUCUAGCAGUUUUUGCAUUUUGCUUUCUGCAGUUCAACACUGAGCAGCAUGUCACAACGCCAGAUAAGAGAGUUCUGCUGAACUAGGUUGUUCCCAUUACUUCAGCCUUGCUAGGAGAAGUAAACAAAAAAUUCUGUGCAAGUUCAAUGCAUUUGUAGUACCUGUCCUGAACAAAUCACCUGUAGAAGAAUGGUCCCUUGGAAACAUUAUGAACCUCUUCUCCAACUAAUACACGUGUUGCUUUUUUUUUUCCGAAUAUGUAAACAGAUAAGCAGUGGAAAAGCUUUCAGUGGAAUUUAUUUAGACGUUAUUCCAUUAGUUCUGCUCAACCUUAAGUCCCUGGCCCGUUAUUAAAUGCUACAUUUAUUUUUGUAUAAACUCUGCUCUUUGUAUCCCUUAGUUUUUAUGAGUUGAUGAUUUUAUUUUGUAUAUUUCAAACAUAGUUAAUAUUUUAAGUCCUGUAUUGUUACACUAAAAAACCUUCCAACGUUCAGCUUCAGAAGAAAAUACCAAGAGGUCUGUUGUAACAGUUAGCAGAGCCACUCUCGUAGGUUGUGGCCAGCAAUCAUUAGAUCUGCUCUAGAGCUUAGUGAGCCUUUAUUUAUUUUGUAUACCAGUGUAAUCAGAAAAAGUUCCCGAAUUUUCUGUAUGCAUGGUUUUGGCUCACCUUUUUAAAGCGGUGGGAUACCAGUCCCAAGUAUUGCAUUGUUUUGUUUAAAAGAUUCUGAUUUUAGUACACUUCCAUGUAAAACAUCAUCGUCCAGCUAACGUUUUAUAUAUACAGCGGUGUCAGUACAUGCACGUCAAUGGCUUGUUUUAAAGGGCGUCUUGAGCAGUUCGUCGAAAGAGAAAAACUGUGAAACUUGAAAUCCGCAUAGGAGACUUCACAGGGGUGAAGUAAGCUUUUCUGUUGCACAGGAGAGGCAAAUUUAAGGAUUACUGUAAAACGAAGUUCUGUCUAAUGUUCUUUUUUGAGUAAUUUUUUAAAUUAUAAAACAUACAAAGGUAAAAAGAAAAAGUUGCCAAGUAUGUUGUGUAUGUUCUGUGAAAGUACCUACAGCACAGUUGCCUUUGUUUCAUUUAUACAUGUAAAAUUAUUGUAUAAUACAACACUGUUUUGUCCCAACACAAUCGUAUUUGCCAAGCUUUGUGCAUUGAAAUAUUUUUAUUUAUUUGUUUUUGGGCAGUAUUAAUAUAUCAUAAACAUAUGGCUACUGUUUUAUAUAUUCUAGUUCAUCCAAUCCAUGUAUGCUGUAAAUGUGCUAGUCUUUAGGAUGAAAUCCAAUAAAGAACUGACAAGAAUAACA